GGCCUGUGAGGGAGGCAGAGGCGGCUCCGCGGCGGGUGCGAGAUGCGCUCAGAGAAGGAGGGGACAGGAGGGCCAGGGCCUGCCGUUGCUGCGCGAUGCCCGAGCGGGAGGGAGAAGCCGUCGGCCGUGGAAGUCCUGUUUCGCCGGGAGUCGCCACGGCGAGAGCCCGAGGCGCCACCAGCCUCGUCCUUGGGCUGCGGGAGUGGCACUUGCAAACCUCGCGAGGAGAAGAAAACGGUCCUGAGCAAGGUGGUCAUCCGGCGGCUUCCUCCCAGCCUCACCAAGGAGCAGCUGGAAGAGCAGCUACAUCCACUGCCCGCACAUGAUUACUUUGAGUUCUUUACUGCCGAUUUCAGUCUUUAUCCUCAUCUCUACUCAAGAGCAUACAUUAAUUUUAGAAAUCCUGAUGACAUCCUUCUUUUUAGAGAUCGUUUUGAUGGAUAUAUCUUCAUUGACAGUAAAGGCCUGGAAUAUCCUGCUGUGGUAGAGUUUGCCCCAUUCCAGAAGAUAGCCAAAAAGAGGCUAAAGAAAAAAGAUGCCAAAACCGGAAGCAUUGAAGAGGAUCCAGAAUAUAAGAAGUUUUUGGAAACUUAUUGUGUAGAGGAAGAGAAAGCUAAUGCCAAUCCUGAAACUCUUCUGGGAGACAUAGAGGCAAAGACCAGAGAACUCAUUGCUAGAAGAACCACACCUCUUUUGGAAUAUAUUAGAAAUAGAAAAUUAGAGAAACAGAGGAUUCGAGAAGAGAAGCGAGAAGAGCGAAGGAGGAGGGAGCUGGAGAAGAAGCGUUUACGGGAAGAAGAAAAGAGAAAAAAGAGAGAAGAGGAGAGGUGUAAGAGAAAAGAAGCGGACAAACAGAAGAGAACAGCUGAGAGAGAAGUAAGGAUUAAGCUUCUUAAGAAACCAGAAAAGGGAGAGGAACCAACCACUGAGAAGCCAAAAGAAAGAGGAGAGGAAAUGGAUAUUAGAGAUGGAGAACAGGGGUCCUGUCCUGGCUGUGCUGUCCGGAAGCCCAUGCUCUUGGGGAGCUCGCUGGAGGAACCCAGGGGAAAGACCGGCCGGCCUUGCAGCUGUACCAGCCAGGAGCGCGCAUCCGAGCACGAGGAGGUGGUGGUGGGGCCUCUGUGGAGUGCCCUGACGGGAGCAGUGGCGAGGCUGAAGAUUCAGCAGCACAGGGUGGUUCCCAGAAGAACGAAGAGGCAGGGUGAGUCAGCGUGCAUGUUUGACGGGCAGCUCCCAUUCGGCAUUCUGGAAAUGUACAAGCCAGCCUUGAAUCUAACCUGCAAAGUGAAUUUACUCCUUAUAAAGAAAUCAGAAACUAGAAAUAUAAUGUGGCAUAGAGACAUCUAGAAACCAUUAUUAAGACAGAAGCACUCUUUUAAAAAAUUGAAAAGUUGUCAUAGAUUUUACUAUUUUUAGUAUAAACUAGUAUGUCUCAUUUGGCCAAAACAAUAUGUACUUUGAGUUCCACACAUUUGUAAGUGAUCUGUUGGGAUCCAUGCUGUGUGUAGUGUGUGGGCUAUAGUUCGGGGGAAGGGAUGGCUCUCAUUCCACUGUAACCCGGUGACACAGACACCUGUGCCAUUUGUCCUGAGCAUUCCCUGACGUCUGUGUGUUGUAGCCCCUGCAGUAGGAACAGUAACACUAUAUAAAAUCUGACAGCUUUAAGUAUUACCCUUUUAACAAUGUGGCCACUGACCUUUUUCACAGUCUUUUGAUGGAUGUGCUCAUGAUUUAUAACCACUGUGAUUUAAGGAUUGCUGAGGUAACAUAAGGGCAUUAUUUUGGGACAGUGAUAACUUAGGUUGGCAUCUAAGGUUUUUCUUUUCACAGUCUGAGGCAGUUUUAUUUUGAAAUUACUCAUUGGAGUUUUUUGCAGUUAUGUGUUCUACAGUAUUUUUUAAUGUUAGUGAAAAGUUUUAAACAAUGUAUUUUUGGCAAUAUGCUUUGAAUCACUUAUUAAAUAAAAAUUUUAGUUGCUGUGGAUUCGAAGUCCAGUUGUACUGUUUCAACGUCCAAUUGUACAUAAUAAAACAUUACUUUUUAAAAUGUA
This is a messenger RNA of Suricata suricatta (meerkat), 2050 nucleotides long. RefSeq names its product UPF3A regulator of nonsense mediated mRNA decay (gene UPF3A). Gene Ontology annotation, biological process: positive regulation of translation; nuclear-transcribed mRNA catabolic process, nonsense-mediated decay. The record is from RefSeq and is a predicted model, not a curated record. Gene Ontology annotation, cellular component: nucleolus; cytoplasm. NCBI's taxonomy places the organism in Eukaryota, Metazoa, Chordata, Mammalia, Carnivora, Herpestidae. Gene Ontology annotation, molecular function: telomeric repeat DNA binding. Bases 43 to 1347 code for a protein of 434 amino acids. The transcript is spliced from 9 exons.